Messenger RNA from Nanorana parkeri, 1068 nucleotides. RefSeq names its product glucosamine-6-phosphate deaminase 2 (gene GNPDA2). The transcript is spliced from 6 exons. Gene Ontology annotation, cellular component: cytoplasm. Gene Ontology annotation, biological process: carbohydrate metabolic process; N-acetylglucosamine catabolic process; N-acetylneuraminate catabolic process. Gene Ontology annotation, molecular function: identical protein binding; glucosamine-6-phosphate deaminase activity. NCBI's taxonomy places the organism in Eukaryota, Metazoa, Chordata, Amphibia, Anura, Dicroglossidae. The coding region runs from base 32 to 850 and encodes 272 amino acids. The record is from RefSeq and is a predicted model, not a curated record.
CUCUUCACAAACAUGAGACUAGUUAUUCUUGAUGAGUAUUUCCAGGCGAGCGAGUGGGCAGCAAAGUACUUAUGUAAUCGUAUCAUCCAGUUCAAUCCUGGGCCGGACAAUUACUUCACUCUCGGAUUGCCCACAGGUUAUACUCUGCAGCACACCAUUGGGAUGCUACAAAAAACUUAUUGAGUACCACAAAAGCGGAGACUUAUCCUUCAAAUAUGUGAAGACUUUCAAUAUGGAUGAAUAUGUAGGAUUGCCCAGGGAUCACCCAGAAAGCUACCAUUCAUACAUGUGGAAUAACUUCUUCAAACAUAUUGAUAUUGACCCCAACAAUGCACACAUCCUGGAUGGGAAUGCAGAGGAUUUGCAGGCCGAAUGUGAUGAGUUUGAGAGGAAGAUCCAGGAAGCUGGUGGCAUUGAACUGUUUGUUGGAGGUAUUGGGCCAGAUGGUCAUAUUGCCUUUAAUGAGCCCGGUUCCAGUCUGGUAUCCAGGACAAGAUUAAAGACUUUGGCAAUGGACACCAUUUUGGCUAAUGCUAAAUAUUUUGAUGGAGAUCUUUCCAAGGUUCCAACAAUGGCGUUGACAGUUGGCGUGGGUACAGUGAUGGAUGCCAAAGAGGUGAUGAUCCUUAUUACAGGGGCACAUAAAGCCUUUGCCUUGUAUAAGGCUAUAGAAGAAGGUAUAAAUCAUAUGUGGACUGUAUCUGCUUUCCAGCAGCAUCCGCGCACUAUAUUUGUCUGCGAUGAAGAUGCUACAUUAGAACUAAGAGUUAAAACGGUCAAAUAUUUUAAAGGUUUAAUGCAUGUACAUAAUAAACUAGUGGAGCCACUGCUCAGCAUGAAGAAGAACUGACACAUCCUAGAAGGGAGUGGAGCUCUCAGACAAGUGGCUAUGCAAUCUGGUCUCCAAAAGUGUCAAAGUACUGUAUUGCCAAGGUCCAGUCUCUGCUUUAGUGAUGUAACAUUCCAUAUCAUGAAAUAUUUCGGGUGUUCGGCUGCACUGAACAUGUUUACGCUCUACAAUGAUUGACCUGCCGAGCGGUGCCUAAGGUCAUCAAAUGUUGCCUUUUA